ACUAGUAAAUGAUAUUGGGAAAAAUGAAAAAAUGCAAGUAAAUAAAAGAGGAAAGGUAGAAUCACCACUGGAAGGCAUAGAAUUCCUGAGAGAAAGGAGAUGUCAGGUUCUUAAUGGCUUCUGAGGAGAUGUCUUGAAACACAAGUCAUAAAUCUGUCCAGGAAGAGGAAAUAAAUUCACGUGGGAAACCCACAGGAUCUUAGCCAUGUCCCAGGGGAACAGGCUGGAGCUACCAGGCCACGUGUCCAGAUCAUCCCCGCUGUGGGGCAAGAGUGAUUGGUAUUAAGCUGGUGAUGGUGGUCUCAUGGCUGUGUGCACUGAUCUCGACCCUCCUAAUUCUGCCUUCGUAGAUCUCCAUCCUUUGUCAGGGCAGAGCCAGAUGGCCGUGUCCCAGGAUUCCUCGUGGCCCAACCAGGUGGGAUCUUCAGGUUGGGACAAGGAGAAGAGGAGGCCAGGAUGGCAGCUGGAGAAAGCCCAACACCUGGAGGUGUCCAGGCUCCGGACACACAGGCUCCGCGGCCAUGGCUCGCGGGCCCAGCUGCUCCGCGGCAUGUGGGAUCCUCCGGGAUCGGGGCACGAACCCGUGUCCCCUGCAUCGGCAGGCGGACUCCCAACCACUGCGCCACCAGGGAAGCCCUAUGAAUUCUGGCAAGUUGGUGACCCAAUAGAUAAUCACAAGGAAAGCCAAGACAAACCUCUGUGGCAAGCUGCAUCCAUUGAUAAGGAAACACUGAAGGAUGGAAGUGGCCCAAAAUUCAGAACAUACAGAAAAAUCAUUUAUCCAAGCACAAACUUUGUUUCUGUAAGACAAAGACUCCCUAACUAUGAUUCAUGGGGAGAGUGUUCAAAACAUAAUUUAAAUUUUCUUAGUCAAAGUAGAAGCUAUGUAAGAAAGAAAGAUGAUGAAUGUAAGGCAUAUUGGAAAUUAUGCUUCCAUUCUAAUCUUGAUAAAGCUCAACCUGGAGAGAAAUUCUUUGAGCCUAAUGAACAUGGAAAAGCCCUCCACCAUAAGCAAGCCCUUAAUAAAUGUCAAAGAAUUCAAAUUGGGGAGAAAUUCUAUAAAUGUUCUAAAUGUGGAAAAGUGUUUAUCCAGAAAGCAAACCUUGUUGUACAUCAGAGAACUCACACUGGAGAGAAACCUUAUGAAUGCUGUGAAUGUGCAAAAACCUCCAGCCAGAAGUCAACCAUCAUUGCACACCAGAGAACUCAUACAGGGGAGAAGCCGUGUGAAUGCAGUGAAUGUGGGAAAACAUUUAUCCAGAAGUGAACUCUGAUUAAACAUCAGUGAACUCAUACAGGAGAAAAACCAUCUGUAUGUGGUGAAUGUGCAAAAGCUUUUAAGAGUUCAUAUCACCUUAUUAGACAUGAAAAAACACACAUUAGACAAGCAUUUUAUGAAGCUAUCAAAUGUGGUAAGUCCAGCCUUACACAUCAAAGGGCUCAUACAGGUGAGAAACCUGAGUGCAAUAAACAUGGGAAAGCCUUUGAUGAGACACCCACCCCCAUUAAACAUCAAGGAACUCAUACAAAAGAGAAACCUUAUGAGUGCAGUAAAUGCAGAAAAGGCUUCAGGGGAAAGUCACACCUUUCUGUUCAUCAGAGAGUUCAUACAGGAGAGAAACCCUAUGAAUGCAGCAUAUGUGGGAAGACUUUCAGUGGAAAAUCACACCUCUCUGUCCAUCAUAGAACUCAUACAGGAGAGAAACCUUAUGAAUGAAGAAGAUGUGGGAAAGCAUUUGGUGAGAAGUCAACCCUUAUUGUACAUCAGAGAACUCAUACAGGAGAAAAACCCUAUAAAUGCAAUGAAUGUGGGAAAGCCUUCAGUGAAAAGUCACCACUGACUAAACAUCAGAGAAUUCAUACAGGAGAGAGACCCUAUGAAUGCAGUGACUGUAGGAAAGCAUUCAGUAGGAAGUCAACUCUCAUUAAACAUCAGAGAAUUCAUACAGGAGAAAAACCCUAUGAAUGUAGUGAAUGUGGCAAAGCCUUCAGUGUGAAAUCAACUCUCAUUGUACAUCACAGAACUCAUACAGGAGAGAAACCUUAUGAAUGCAGAGAAUGUGGCAAAGCCUUCAGUGGGAAGUCAACUCUCAUUAAACAUCAGAAAAGACAUACAGGAGAGAAAACCUAUUAAUAUACUUUACUGUGAGAUAAUUUCACUAGUUAUACCUCAUUAUAUUAUAUACCAAUUCAUCCUGGGGAGUAACCUUAUAAAUAUCAAAAAAUGUCAAAAACUCUUCAUAUAUUUAAUGUUCAUUUAACUUAAUAAAAGGCACAGAAGUAUAAUUCCAGAAGCAUAUAAUAAAUGUGAUCAAUUUUUCACCCAGAAUUCUUACACAAGUGGAGAACUAUAUACCAGAGAAUUCAAAAGUGGCAAAACUGUGAAUAUAUUGAUCUGGAAAAGACCUUAGAAAGAAUUUAAAUGUCCUUGCCUAUCAGAGUAUUUAUGCUGAGGAAGAACAAAGAACUUAAUGAGUUUAGAAAACUGUGUUAGAAAUUAUGAGAGAAAUAUGCUCCAUAGUCUAUACCACACAUUUUGUGUGAAAGGUGCAGAGGCUGCAAACAAGCACUCAGUCAUUAAGAUAUGUUCACUGUGGAGUAGAGGAUGACAUUUUUGAAAGAAAAAUAUAAAGCAAAAAUUGUUAAUCCUAGCUAGGGCAAACUUCCAGUUUACUUCUUAAACAAAAUAGAAAAAUUGCUUCCUUAAGUGGUGUGAUGGAGGAUGAGUCAUCAUGAUCCCUGAAACAAAGGAGCUCAAACAGGAGACCUUACACAUAUUCAUCAACACUUUCAGUGCAAAAAUGCAAACCCCUUACAGAAAAGGCAUAUAUUAAGCUUUGACACACCUCACUUAGGAACAGUGCUUACAACCUAAUAUUUAAGGGUAAUCAUUUUAUGGUUACAUUUAUGCCUCAUUUUAUUAGUCAAUAAAAAGUCUUUAAUUUUCAGCUUAUCUCCCUUAACACAAUACUAUUUAAAAUAGAAAAAAACUAAAUUGACUAUCCAAUAGUCAAUUGAUUAAAAACUGACAUAUCAAUAAGAUAGAAUAGUAUGCACUAAUUAAAAAUUUUCUCAUGUUUGAGGAUUUGGGGAAAUGUUCAUGGUAAUUGGCUAAGUGAAAAAACAUAAAACAAUGUACCACAUAAUUUACAUUAUUAAAAAAAUACAUCAAGGAUGGAUAAUGCACCAUUAUAUCAGUGACUCUGGCUGACAGAAAAGUAGCAGUUUAUGCUGAGUAAAAUUAUUUGCACAUAUAUAUGUAUACAAAUAUAUUUGUUUUAUAUUUGUAUCUGUUUUAGGUAUGUGUGUAUAGGUAGACACAGAACAAAAAGCUCAGAAGGAAAUACAACAAAUUAUUAAGCAGAUUAUCCAGAUUACCACUUGGGUGGUAGGAUUAUUGAUUUUUUAAUUUUUUAAAUGUCAUCUGCAGAAACUACCAAUAAAAUGAUCUUGUGCAUA
Molecule: messenger RNA, 3459 nt
Organism: Mesoplodon densirostris (Blainville's beaked whale)
Lineage: Eukaryota; Metazoa; Chordata; Mammalia; Artiodactyla; Ziphiidae
Gene: ZNF674
Product: zinc finger protein 674
Exons: 5
Biological process (GO): regulation of transcription by RNA polymerase II
Cellular component (GO): nucleus
Molecular function (GO): DNA-binding transcription factor activity, RNA polymerase II-specific; RNA polymerase II transcription regulatory region sequence-specific DNA binding
Source: RefSeq, a predicted model, not a curated record